CCAGUCCACUUCUUCAGGCAGCGACAAAAAGAUUAAGCUGCAACUUGUAUAAUCUCUCUCAACAAGCACAUUUCUUCAUGUUUUGCGCCUAAAUUCAUCAUCCCUUUCUCCAGAAUUCUCUUUGGUCACCGCUUGAUUCGAGUCUCGUCAUCUCUCCCUUGCGAACCCUUGAUUUUCUCUAAUCUUUCCAAUAAUAGACAGUUUCGUGUACAGGCUGUCUUCCAUACCACAUAUAAUACCUCUGGUCGACCUUCUCGCUUGAUGGCUUCUGCAGCAAUUGAUACAAAAACUAAUCUUUCAACACAAUCUCUUUCCACCGAUGACCCAGUCAUUUCUGUUGAUUGGCUUCAUGCUAAUCUAAGGGAGCCUGAUCUGAAGGUACUGGAUGCGUCAUGGUACAUGCCAGAUGAGCAGAGGAAUCCAAUUCAAGAGUAUCAGCAGGUUGCUCACAUUCCCGGUGCCCUUUUCUUUGAUAUUGAUGGAAUUGUAGAUAGAACUACAGAGUUGCCACAUAUGCUGCCAUCCGAGGAUGCUUUUGCGGCUGCUGUGUCUUCUCUUGGCAUCCAGAAUAAUGAUGGGCUGGUUGUUUAUGAUGGAAAGGGGAUUUUCAGUGCAGCACGUGUAUGGUGGAUGUUCCGAGCUUUUGGGCAUGAAAGAGUGUGGGUGUUAGAUGGAGGCCUCCCAAGGUGGCGUGCAUCAGGGUACAAUGUUGAAUCUAGUGCUUCUAGUGAUGCUAUUUUGAAAGCCAGUGAGGCAAUAGAGAAAGUCUAUCAGGGACAAACUGUUGGACCACUGACAUUUCAGACAAAGUUUCAGCUACAUCUUGUCUGGACUCUUGACAAGAUUAGAAGAAACAUUGAGGAAAAGACUCAUCAACAUAUAGAUGCCCGUUCCAAGCCCAGAUUUGAUGGUGUUGCACCUGAACCUCGUAAAGGAAUUAUAAGUGGGCAUAUACCUGGCAGCAAGUGUAUUCCUUUUCCACAGAUGUUAGAUGCUUCCCAGACACUUCUACCUGCUGACGAGCUCAAGAAACGAUUUAAUGAAGAGGGCAUCUCCUUGGAACGGCCUAUUGUAACUUCUUGCGGCACUGGUGUAACUGCUUGUAUUCUGACAUUGGGCCUCCAUCGACUUGGGAAGACUGAUGUUGCUGUAUAUGAUGGAUCUUGGACGGAAUGGGUUGUGCAGUCCGACACACCUGCCGACGUGCAAAGCAAUCAAAGAAACUGAGAACUGUCGAGCUUAUGAUCAGGCCAGUUUCAGUAGAGAUACAGGGACAUGAAAAUGGGUUGUAUCUAGAAAAGCCUCAAGUGUUAUUCUAGCUAUUUAUGAAUUCCAAUAUGAACCUUACUGUGUGGUGACCCUUCAGAAUAUCAGAAACUUCGUUUGACAACGGAAGUGUUGAAUUGUGAUAGUGUGUUUAUGGUUUUAUGGAAUAUGUCAGCUGUUUUUA
Molecule: messenger RNA, 1450 nt
Organism: Hibiscus syriacus
Lineage: Eukaryota; Viridiplantae; Streptophyta; Magnoliopsida; Malvales; Malvaceae
Product: thiosulfate/3-mercaptopyruvate sulfurtransferase 1, mitochondrial-like
Exons: 12
Coding region: 262-1227 (321 amino acids)
Biological process (GO): transsulfuration
Cellular component (GO): mitochondrion
Molecular function (GO): thiosulfate-cyanide sulfurtransferase activity
Source: RefSeq, a predicted model, not a curated record